Molecule: messenger RNA, 808 nt
Organism: Fopius arisanus
Lineage: Eukaryota; Metazoa; Arthropoda; Insecta; Hymenoptera; Braconidae
Gene: Chrac-16
Product: chromatin accessibility complex protein 1
Exons: 2
Coding region: 147-653 (168 amino acids)
Biological process (GO): chromatin remodeling; DNA-templated DNA replication
Cellular component (GO): CHRAC; nucleus
Molecular function (GO): protein heterodimerization activity
Source: RefSeq, a predicted model, not a curated record
CAUAACCUGCAAAUAAGCGUAAACAAACACAACGCGGGCUCUUCAACAUCUUCAAACACAUCUGACAUUUUGUGCGUUAAAUCGAAGUGUUUUGACAGAAUUUUCAUUUGUUUUUCCCUGGAUAAAGAUUCUUGAGAGGUUUAAUAAUGGCCCAGCAAUCACCAGCUCCAAAAAUUAAAGAGCUUCGCCUGCCGAUGUCCAGGGUGAAGACAAUUAUGAAGAGUUCACCACACGUAGAGUCCAUUGGACAGGAUGGAUUAUUUCUAGUUACAAAAGCAACUGAGAUGUUCGUUCACUUCAUGGCAGAGGAGGCCCACAAGCAGUCGAAGAAGAGCUCGAGUCUGGAUUACAAACACCUGGCGGAGGUGGUGCAAACGAACGAGACUCUGGAGUUCCUCAAGGAAAUAAUGCCGAGGAAAAUAACAGUGAGACAAUUUAAACAGAUGAUGGCUGAUAAAGAGGCUGCAGAGAGAUCUAGCUCUGAGGAGAGUUCAACUGACUCUGACAGUGACAGCCAAAGUGACAGUGAAUCGAGUUCUGACAGCUCCAAGGACGAGGCGAUGGACUCAGGGAGUGAAAAGGAUCACAAGGAGAACGGAAAUUCGGAAUCGAAUAAGAGUGACUCCAGUAACGAGAGUGGAAGUGAUAAGUAGAGUAAUUGCAUUUUUUUUUUUGACGUGAUGAAUAAAAAAUUCUCUCUCCUUUUUUAACAAAUAAAUAAUAAAUAUUUAUACCUCGAGUAUGUGGUGAACUAUUUAUUUCUUAAAAAAUAAAACAAUAUCAGACUGUAAAUCAAUAAAACUUGAAA